GCGGGACCAUGAGCGCGUACGGGGAUAUCGCCGCGAUGGCCACCCUGCUGGGUGGCAGGGAUCCGGACGACACCGAGUCACCCGGGCCGUCGGGCGCGCCUUUCAACCCCGGCGCUCUGCCCGUGGCCAAGGACGACGGCGUCGCCAUCCCCGCAGUCAGGCCCGGGAAGAAGGACGCAAAGGCCAUCUGGGACGUCUCCGAGCUCGUGGACGACUUCGACGACGACUCGUCGGAGGAGGGCGAGGACGGGUCGGGGUUACGCAUCCCGACGUACGAGUUCAUGUACAAGCAGGCGAUCAACACCGCGGACGCCUUCCUGGGCAUGGCGCACAACAAGGACCCCGGCUCGCGCUCGUGCGAGGACAUGGUCCUGAAGAUCCACCUGCCCGGGACGAGGAGCAUGAGGGAGCUGGACCUGGAGGUGGAGACGGACCGGCUGAGGCUGAGGAGCGCGACGUACAAGCUCAACCUGUACCUGCCGCACAAGGUGGACGCGGACGAGGGCAAGGCGGAGUGGGAUCAGAAGUUGGAGACGUUAAAGGUCACGGCGAGGAUACGAGAGGAGGAAUACUGAAAAGGAUCAGUACUCGACGGGCGUUGACCGCCGACGUUAGGCUAGCGAGGUUGCAUCACAGCACCGUUCAUCACGUAGGAGGGCGAGAUCCGAGACUUUAGAAAACUC
Molecule: messenger RNA, 683 nt
Organism: Micromonas commoda
Lineage: Eukaryota; Viridiplantae; Chlorophyta; Mamiellophyceae; Mamiellales; Mamiellaceae
Exons: 1
Coding region: 9-575 (188 amino acids)
Biological process (GO): axonemal dynein complex assembly
Cellular component (GO): cytoplasm
Molecular function (GO): protein-folding chaperone binding; dynein intermediate chain binding
Source: RefSeq, a predicted model, not a curated record